Beta vulgaris subsp. vulgaris (sugar beet) is the source of this 3146-nucleotide messenger RNA. Its product is annotated as CRC domain-containing protein TSO1. Lineage: Eukaryota; Viridiplantae; Streptophyta; Magnoliopsida; Caryophyllales; Amaranthaceae. Gene Ontology annotation, molecular function: DNA-binding transcription factor activity. The record is from RefSeq and is a predicted model, not a curated record. Bases 411 to 2741 code for a protein of 776 amino acids. The transcript has 10 exons.
CUAUUUCUGACAGUCAGUGAGUCAGUAACUGUUACCACCCUGUAACCCAAACUCCCAAAAAUUAAAAUAAACGACAAAAAAAAGAAAGAAGCAUAAAACCAAGUGGACCCACAUAUCUUGCCAUAUGUCGACACCUCUAUAUCAUAAAAAGAAAGAAAAUAAAAAAAAUCACCCCCCAAAUAUUUUCCCGCCUUUCUGCCCCCCAAAAACCUAAUUAAAAAUAUCAACAGUUGAAAUAAAAAAAUAAUUACAGUGCCCAAUUUUUCCUUGAAUUUGGGGAAGAGUCUUUUUUUAUUUUUAUUUUUUUAAUCUUAGAGAGAUAAACAGGAGAGAGAAAAAAAAAGAAGGGAGCGUGAGAGAGAGAAUGUUGAAGAGCUCUGAGAGCUCUUCAUCUUCAUUACUUUCUUUUCAUGGAUACCCCAGAUAAAACAACUCAACCUAGUCCUUCUUCUUUUCUUUCCAAAUUUGAGGAUUCUCCAGUCUUUAAUUACAUCAGCACUUUGUCACCUAUCAAAUCAUUUAGUGUGGGCCACAAUGCACAGGCAUUCCACCUUCUUAGUUUUCCGUCUCCUCAAGCAUUUCAGACUCCUCCAACUAGCUUUUUGAAAGAAACUAAGAUAAGAAGGGCAAUUAAUGCUAAGAAUGGUGGUGAAAAUCAAAACCUAAAUACCUCAGUUGCAAUAGAGCCAGCUCAUCAUCUGAAUUCCGAAGAGGUGGACAAAAUUAAAAAAGAGGUGACUGUCAGUACAAAUGAUGAAUCCUCAAAGCUGGGCUCUGAGAUUCCAAGACCCUUGAAUUAUGAUUGCAAUACUAGUCAGAAUAAUGAGGUCCAUUGUGAUGCUGUGAAGCCAAAUCAUGGGUUUCAUGUACCUGGAACAGAAAGAAUUCCUGUGAAGGUCGUUCAUGAAAAUUCUAAAGAAGCAGACUGUUCAUUUGAAACUGAAAUGAGUGUACAGACAAAGGCAAAUCAAAUGAAACAGAGUAAGGAAGUAUGUGAGUGGGAGAAAUUUGUUAGUGAAGCUUCUGGUAUUUUAAAUUGUCAUUCACCUACCAAGGAAAAUUAUCAUGAUGAGCUGGAUGAAAGAAGUGCAGAUCCGGGGAUGCUUUCGUUUGUUGCAACAGUCUUGCAGCCCCCAAAUGAACUUAUGAAUGACCCGCGACCUGUUUGUCCUGUUAUUUCUGAAAACCAUCAAAUGGAUUUACCUUCAGAGAAGCCGGUUGAAAUUGGAAAUUUAAAUGAAAGAAUUGAACUGCCUUCUGGUAAUGAUCGUGCUGUACAUGCUGAGGAAGUUGUCCAAUAUAUGAAGACUGAAAAAGAUGACAAGUCUUGUCCUCAUCAGCAGCAGCAGACGACAAGACGGCGUUGCCUAGUUUAUGAGAUGUCUGGAUCUCAUUAUAGGAAACUACUAGCUGAUUCAACAGGCAGUUCUCCAACUAUACUAUCUGCUAAUCCUAGUAUCUCAACUGAUAAGUUUCUGAUGACCAGCAGACCAGGAGGCAGCAAAUUUUCAUCAGUACUCCCUGGUAUUGGUUUGCACUUGAAUGCUCUAGCAGCUGCUGCUAAAGAUAAAAUAAUUGUCAAGAGGCAGACUUUGACGUGUAGAAGGCAGUUAAUUAGCUCGCCAUGCACUACAUCUUCUUUCGAUUCUCAAAUAUCUGAUAUAAAGCCUCUUGCCACCCAAACUACCUCAGAACUGGAAAGAGAUCCGGAUGAACAAAACGAUGGACUUUCGGUGUCUGGAAAUGCAUCUGAAAACACUGUAGUUGGGGAGGGCAUUGAGCUCUCUCAGAAUUCUCCGAAGAAGAAACGGCGGAAGUCAGAAAAUGUAGAAGAAACUGAUUCUUGCAAGCGCUGUAAUUGUAAGAGGUCAAAAUGCUUGAAACUUUACUGCGAGUGUUUUGCGGCUGGGUUGUACUGUGUUGAGCCCUGUAAUUGCCAAGAUUGCUUUAACAAGCCUAUUCAUGAGGAAACUGUGCUUGAAACUCGACGACAGAUAGAAUCACGCAAUCCACUUGCUUUUGCUCCUAAAGUGAUAAGGUGUUCUGACACUCCAAACAGCAUGGAAGAGGUGAACAAAACUCCAGCUUCAGCCAGACAUAAAAGAGGAUGCAACUGUAAGAAGUCUGGUUGCCUGAAGAAAUACUGUGAAUGCUUUCAGGGAGGUGUUGGAUGUUCUCUGAGCUGCAGAUGUGAAGGAUGUAAAAACACAUUUGGUCGAAAGGAAGGAACUGAAAGUAUUUUCUUUCACGAAACUAAAUUCCACCAGCGGAACGCAUCAGAUGUAGGUGUGCAUGAUGAUAUUGCCAGAAUAGAUGAGGAGAAUCAUGAUAAAGCAACAUCAGAUCCUUCAGAUAAUGCAAGGCAACCUGUGCGGCGGCCUUUUCACUUUGGAGGCACAGCUCCACAUUUUCCCACACUUGCCGAUGAACCUUUCCUCCAAUCAUGCGCAUCCCAGAAUAUUGAUUAUGCUGAUCAGAUGUCCUUUGAGGAAGAUCUCAAGAUAGAAGUUCUAGAAGAUGAUGCCACCAAUGCCUUGAACUUGAAGGGUGAUUACUCACUUCCUACUACUUCUAUUAAGUCUGCAUCUCCUAAUUGUAAAAGAAUUUCACCUCCUCAUUGUGACUUUGAAACAUCUCCUGGUUGGAAAAGCUGUAGGAAGUUGAUUCUCCGUUCAAUCCCGUCAAUACCAACUUUCACUCCAGAGAAAGAAAGCACGGAAUUGCUGGGAAAGCUUCCGUGAGAUAGCGUACUACUCUCAAAUGCUUGUAUUAAAAGUCUUGUUUAGAUUCGUAAUAAGUACUUUGUAUUAGUAUGAUUAAUAUACUAGUAGAUGUAGUUAGACUAUGUGUACAAAAUCUUUUGUAGUUCACAGUGCUAUGUUAUGCUUGUAGUUUGUAUGCUGUAGAUCAUUGUAUUAUAUCGUUCUCUAGGUGCUCAAGUUUUGAUUGGAAAGUUGGGAUUGUCCUGUCCUGGGGAUGUAGUUGCUGUCAGCUAGAAAAUUUUAUUUAUUUUAGAUUGUAUUAGUCAAAGGUCUCAUAAUGGGUAGUUGAAGUUGUGUUGUUAGCAGUUAGUACUUCAGUCUUCAUAGACUGAAUAAAUUAUUGUAGAACAGACGCUGAAGAUUUUAUAUAUCAUUGUUAUUGAA